This is a messenger RNA of Cantharellus anzutake, 734 nucleotides long. RefSeq lists its product as uncharacterized. Gene Ontology annotation, molecular function: DNA binding; DNA topoisomerase type II (double strand cut, ATP-hydrolyzing) activity. Lineage: Eukaryota; Fungi; Basidiomycota; Agaricomycetes; Cantharellales; Hydnaceae. The transcript is spliced from 7 exons. The annotation marks the transcript as partial. The record is from RefSeq and is a predicted model, not a curated record. Gene Ontology annotation, biological process: reciprocal meiotic recombination; meiotic DNA double-strand break processing; meiotic DNA double-strand break formation. Gene Ontology annotation, cellular component: nuclear chromosome.
UUUGCAGUUCCAUCCUCAUGAUCAAAUUGUCGUCUGGAACAGAGCUAAAUCUCUCAUCUCGCGAGAGCACUUUGAUACCGCCGACUGAUGAGAUUGUCCAUCUACGUUGGAAAGAAGAGCCAGGGUACAUCCUUGUUGUGGAGAAGGAGGCUAUCUUCCAAACACUAUGCCACUCAGCCUUUGCGGACAACCGCUUCUCGGAAAAAAAAAGGUGUCAUUAUCACCGUUCGUCUGAGCCCUUCACCGUUUACUCUUUCUGGAAUGACACCACACCACAGGGGAAGGGGCAACCCGAUAUUGCUACACGUGGUCUAGUCCAUUUGCUCGGCCAGGAGCUGCCUUUGAGGAUCCCAAUCUUACUCUUGGUGGACGCUGAUGUCUAUGGUCUUGAAUUGCAUCGAUUCCAUAUCGAUCCCGACUCUCUGCUUCAUAUUUCCAAUAUGGAUUAUCGAAAGGCUCUGCACAUGCUCUCGCGUCUGGGUGAUCGUUUCCCAAGUGAUUGGAAGGAUGAACUUACUCGAUUGGUUUUAAUGCGUCGAAAAGCAGAAAUCGAAAUACUUUCUCAAGCCUCUCGUUUCUUUUCCACUAUGGCUCUGCCUGCGCCCCUCCGCAACUUGGCUCGUCGGAGGGACUGCGGGGAUCCUCCCGAUAAUCUUCCUGAUUCGUUUGCAGCGACAACGGGUUGUUUGUGGGAUACUGCUCGAUCUGGCCCAGCUCUGAUACCGUACUUGCUC